Messenger RNA from Rotaria sp. Silwood1, 8193 nucleotides. NCBI's taxonomy places the organism in Eukaryota, Metazoa, Rotifera, Eurotatoria, Philodinida, Philodinidae. The record is from the annotation of a GenBank genome assembly.
AUGCUAAGAAAUAAUUCAGUAAUUAAAUAUCAAAAUCCAUUCCUGUCAGCUGAUUAUCUUAAUCCUAACUGUAAUCCUGUUUUUUUAGCUGUUUCCUUCAAUCAGCCAAAAAUUUGUCCGAAUGCAUCGUGGAACUCAACAGCUAUAACCAUUGCAAAUACUACUACGAUCGGCACAUAUCCUUAUAGCGUUUUUGUCAAUACAAAAAAUAAUGUCUAUGUAGCUAAUCGAGCAAAUAAUUUUGUCCUUGUGUGGUCAUCUGGAAGUACUGUGCCUAUAAGAAAUAUCUCGGGCGGUUUAAAUUCUCCAUCUGGUGUCUUCGGUACAGAUACUAAUGAUGUUUAUAUUGAUAAUGGAUAUUCAAAUAAUCGAGUUGACAAAUGGUCAGUUAAUUCAACAAGUAGCGUUCCAGAAAUGUACGUGUGUGGAAUGUGCUUUUACCUCUUCAUUGACAUCACUAAUAAUCUAUAUUGUUCGAUGAAUAAUGAUCAUCAAGUUAUCUCAAAAUCAUUGAACACACGUUUAAACAUCUGGAAUACUGUUGCGGGUACGGGUAUCGUUGGGUCAACGUCAGUUACACUUAAUACUCCUCGUGGAAUUUUUAUUGAUGUAAAUCUUAAUUUGUACGUAGCUGAUGCUUUCAACAACCGAAUUCAAAAGUUUUCACCGGGCCAAUCGAAUGGAACGACAAUAGCAGGAAGUGGUGCAAUAGGAACAAUUUCACUCUCUGUUCCCGGUGGAGUUAUACUUGAUGCUGAUGGUUAUCUUUUCAUUGUGGAUGGUUGGAAUCAUCGUAUUGUUGGUUCAGGUCCCUAUGGUUUUCGAUGUAUAGCGGCAUGUUCUGGAAGUGGUUCAACAUCUACUCAAUUAGCUUUCCCAUUAACUCUUAGCUUCGAUAGCUAUGGAAAUAUAUAUGUGGCUGAUCAAUACAAUCACAGAAUUCAAAAAUUUCUUCUAUCAACCAAUUCAUGUGCUGUUUCGUACAAUCAACCAAAAUUCAGUGCAUUUGCUUCUUGGGAUGGUAAUGCAAUAACAUUUGCAACCAGUGGUACAGUUGGUGCAUCUCCUUAUGGGCUUUUUGUCAGCACUAACAAUACUGUUUAUGUGGCCAAUCGAGCAAACAGUCGGGUUCAAAUAUGGUUAGAAGGAAGCAGUAUACCCACAAGGAAUAUCACCAAUGGUUUAUCGUAUCCAUACAGUAUCUUCGUUACAACUAAUGGUGAUAUUUAUGUCGAUAAUGGAGUUUCAUAUAAUCGUGUCGACAAGUGGACAUUAAAUGGAACAAGUAGUACAGCAAUGUAUGUCAAAGAGGAAUGUUAUGGUAUUUUUAUUGAUAUCCAUGAAAAUUGUUACUGUUCCAUGUAUAAUAUUCAUCAAGUUAUGACAAAAUCAAUGAAUAGUAAUUCAAACAUAUGGAUCGUAGCUGCAGGAACCGAUUGUUUUGGCUCAACAUCUAAUACACUUCAUAAUCCACGUGGAAUAUUUGUUGAUGCUGAUCUUAAUUUGUACGUAGCUGAUUGUGGAAAUGAUCGAAUACAACAGUUUCCCUCAGGACAAGUCACCGGAAUAACAGUAGCAGGUAGUACAGCAAUAGGAACAAUUACACUUAAUUGUCCUAGCGGAGUUGUACUUGAUGCUGAUGGAUAUCUUUUUAUUGUGGAUAGUUUAAAUAAUCGUAUUGUUGGAUCAGGUCCUAAUGGUUUUCGAUGUAUAGUUGGCUGUUCGACUGUCGCUGGUUCAUUAUCUAGUCAAUUAUCUAGUCCAUCGGAUCUUAAAUUUGAUAGCUAUGGAAACAUAUAUGUCACUGAUCAAAGUAAUAGUCGAAUACAAAAGUUUAUUUUAAUGCCAAAUACUACUUAUCAAGACACCUCUUCAACAGAACAACAUUCAUCGACAGUUACGAUUAUUACAACUUCGGAACCAUUUAUUACUAAUCAAACUUGCUUUUCACCAACUCUGACACUCGUUCCUGGGAAAUCAUCUUUAGCAUCUCCAUUACAAUAUCGACGAAGUCAAGAUUUUUCAAUUAUUUCUAUUCUUCAAUUCAAUUGUGGUGGUUCACUUUCAACAAUUAUUCAAUGGACAAUAAAGAAUUGUACUACUACUUCUUGUUUAUUUCAAAUUCAAUUAAGUGAAAAAGUUAUUACAACACUUAGUGAACUUUAUAUUCCAUCAAGAACUUUGGCUUAUGGAACUUAUGAACUAACAUUAACUGUAACAAUGGUUGAUUCACCCAUUUUAAAAUCCACAUCUUCUGCUUAUGUGAGAAUAACUGCAUCAGGUAUAACAGCAAAUCUUGUUCAGUUAGGAACAUCAAUGAUUACACGUGGAAAUCAACAAGAUCUUUUACUUGAUCCUGGAACAUUUUCUGUUGAUCCUGAUGAAGAUUCAUUUGAUGCUACUAAAUGGAAAUAUGAAUAUCAUUGUCGAAUAUAUGGUUUAUAUAACUUUCCCAAUUUGCAAGGUAUAUUAUUAUCAAUUGAUGAUUCAAGAAAUGAUCCAUUGAAUCCAACAUGUUUAUCAAAUCAAUCAGGUAAUGGAACAAGAUUGAUAUAUGGAAAUUCAACUUUGUCACCAAAAUCAUCCGUAAAAAUUCUUUCUGGUUCACUUCAAUCAAAUCGAACAUAUCAAUUUAUGGUUUAUAUGGAAAACCGUAAGAAUUCUUCUAUUCAAGCAACUGGUUAUGUACUUGUACGAGUUGAAGAUACUCGUCCACAAUUAAUUGCUAUUGGUUGUGUUAUAUCAACAAUGUGUGUUCCAAAUCUUGAAUUUCAACUUGUUAAUCCAUCAACACAAGUUGCUUUAUUUGCUAUUUGUGUUGGAAUUUGUACAAAUAUUAAAAAUAUACGAUGGAAUGUUUAUCAAGGUUCAGCAAAUUCAUCGGCAAAUAUUACUCUUUGGUUUUUAUUCAAUCAAAUGAUUUCAUAUGAAAAUAUUUGGUUUUUUGGUUCAAAUACAAGUAACUUCACAGCAACAAAUAAACUUUUUCGUGAUAAUCCUCAAAUAAAUCUUUGGCGAUUUGAAGUCGUUUAUACAUUUUCAUUCGAAACGAGUUCAAGUGCAUUGAAUUUUGUCAUUAAUCAAUCUCCAUACAAUGGUUCUUGUUCAAUUGAUCCUCGGAACGGUACGACAAGCACUUUAUUUACAGUUUCAUGUCCAAAUUGGUUUGAUGAAGAUGGAAUUAAAGAUUACUCAGUUUAUGUUUGGACAAAAGAUUCAUCACAAAGAGUAAUAAUGGCAUUUUCACCAGUAUCUGAUUUUCAAGUUCGCUUACUAACUGGAGAUAAUCAAACAUCAUUACUCAAUAUUGUUAUUUAUAUUCGAGAUUUUCUUGAUUGUAUCACAGAAGUCAAUAUGUCUUCUAUUAGUGUUAUAUCGGAUUCCGGAGGAAUAAAUGAUUUAAUUAAUAAUAUACAAAGCUCCUCAAAUGAAAUAACUAAUAAUCCAAUUGUUCAAUUACUUUAUAGUGGAAAUCAAAAUAUUGUUGGACAAAUCAUUACUUCACUUUCACAAUACUUUAAUCAAAUGAACACUGAAAGUGUAGAUGACGCUGUUUCAAAUGGUAUUCCAGCGACAAGUAUUUCAAUAUCACCAUUAGGAGGUGCAAGCUUCCAAACAACUUCAAUACCGUUGAAUGAAUCAGCUUUGAUUGAAUAUAAAAAAGAAUUAAAUUCUCAAGCAAAUGUUCGAGAUUAUUUGGUAGGAUUUAUAACUAAUCUUCUUAUUACAACAUCAAAUAGUAUUAAAUUACAAUCAUCUUCAUUAGCUCAAUUAACUCAAGCUACAAAUCAAUUAACACGAACUACUUUAACGAUUGCGUCAAAUAGAUGUUAUCAAUUAUCAGUUGCUUUACAUUCAAAGGCAACAAAAGUUUCAUAUGAAGAUGUUCAAACAGCAUCGAACCAACUUAUUCAAUGUGCUUCAAAUAUUUUAACCGGUGUAAAUGGACCAUUACAAGAAAGAACAAGUUUACUUGAUUUAGACUUAUCUCGUGCAAAUUCAUUCCCUACUGAUUAUGAUACAGAUCUUGAAUCUGAAUGGUCAAAUCUAAAUUUAUUUGCUGAUGGAAAUGAUUUUUCAAUUGAAACAAUUGAAAAGAAUCGAAAUGUUUAUUAUCAAAAACAAUUAGCAAAUCAAAUAAAAAAUCAAGUAAAUGAAAUAAUUGCAUUAUCAACUUCUGCAUUAAAUAUUCAUAUAAAUAUUGGUCAAAAUUUGACAAUAAAUACAUCUCAAACAUUUAUGUCAUUAGAAACACUAUCGAUUAAAUCACUUGAAAAUAAAAUUGUUAAACAAGUUGCAAAUGCUCACUUUGAUAUUCCAUCAAGUUUUACUUUGAAUACGACAAAUAUUUCUUCGAUUUCACUUCGAUCAAUGAUGGAACCACUUGCUUCCUAUGGAAAUUCCAAAACACAAUCAAAUACAAAUCUUUCAACCUCAAUUUCACUUUCAAUUCUUGAUCGAAAUGGAAAUCAAGUUUCUAUUCAAACAAGUGAAAAUUAUCCAAUUCGUAUAAUUAUUCCUCGUGAUCCAAAUGUGAUAAUUCCACCAAUGAAUUUACAAAAUGUCACAUCAAUUAAUUCAACUAUUCAUAAUUUAUUAUUUAAUUUCCAUUAUUUGAAUAUAACAAGUUCUCUUUCUAUUUCAAUUCAUAUAGAGAUGCAUCCUUUAAAUUCAAGUCUUGCUUAUUUAUUUAUUUAUAAAUUUGAUCAAACACCUCAAUUAAAUAGUUCGAUUAAUUCGAUUAAUAGCUGGACUCUCUUUUGUCCUUCAAAUUUGUCAAAUGAAAGUAUGUACACCUAUUUUAUUGAUAAUCAACAAACAUCUGCACAUCAAUCAUUAAUAUUUGGUUUACGAGAAUUAAAUUCAAAAGAAUUUAUUGAGUUUUGUUCAAAUAAAUCCUCAGUUAAUAAUCUUCCUGUUACAGAUGAAAAAUUUAAUUUUACAUCAAAUUACGAACUUCGUCUAUAUAUAUCAGGUUGUUAUUAUCUUGAUUUGAACAACAACUGGAAAUCAGAUGGAUUAAUAGUUGGUCCAUUAACAAAUCAUUAUGAAACUGAAUGUUUUUCAACUCAUUUAACAACAUUUGCUGGUGGUUUUAUUGUUUUACCAACGCCAAUUAAUUGGAGUUAUGUUUUUGCAAAUAAUGAUUUUAUGAAAAAUAAAACUGUUUAUUUAACGAUCAUUUGUGCCUCUGUUAUUUACAUAAUAUUGAUAAUUUAUGCGCGUUUUAAAGACAGAAAAGAUAUUGAAAAGUUGGGAGUAACACCAUUACAUGAUAAUCAAAAAUCAGAUCUAUAUUUUUAUCAAAUUCUUGUUUUUACUGGUCAACGAGCAAAUUCUGGAACAGAAUCAAAAUUUAUUUUAUCGGGUGAUAAUGAUGACACACAUGUUCGAACAUUUUCAGAUCCUCAUCGAAAGAUUUUCCAACGUGGUGGAAUUGAUGCAUUUAUUCUGUCUGUUCCAAAAUUAUUGGGAUUAUUAAAUUAUAUUCGUAUUUGGCAUGAUAAUUCAGGUCAAGGUUCAUCUGCAUCAUGGUUUUUGAAAUAUAUUAUUGUUCGAGAUUUACAAACAAUGGAAAAAUUUCAUUUUAUCGCACAACGUUGGUUUGCAGUUGACAAAGAUGAUGGACUUAUUGAACGAGUUUUACCAGUUGCUGGUGAAUUAGAAAAACACGAAUUUUCUUAUAUAUUAUCGAAGAAAACAUAUCAUAGUAUAUCUGACGGUCAUUUAUGGUUUUCAAUAUUCUUUCGUCCACCGUCAAAUAAAUUUACUCGCGUGCAACGAUGCACUUGUUGUUUUGUUUUAUUACUUCUGUCAAUGUUAAUUAAUAUGAUGUAUUAUGAUUUAUCAGCAGAAGCAAAAGCAUCAAAAGAGGAUAGCAGUUUAUCAAUUGGUCCUUUUUAUAUAAGUCGUGAACAGAUUGGAAUUGGUGUUAUGGUUGAAUUGUUGUCAUUAGUUCCAAGUCUUUUAAUUGUUCAAUUCUUUCGACGUAUUCGAUCUCGUCAACAAAUUUCAUCAUUACAUCAAGCAUUGUAUAAGAUUAAACCAUCUUUACAAAUUAAUGCAGAAAUUGUUCGUGUAACUAAGAAAAAACAAUGUGAAAUAACAUUUCCUUGGUGGUGUUUAUUUAUUGCUUAUGCUCUUUCGUUUCUAAUGAUUGCUGUUUCAAUUCUUUUUAUCAUUGCUCGAGGAAUUGAAUUUGGUGAUUUAAAAACGCAAAAAUGGUUAACAUCAAUUCUUACUGGAAUUUUUUCCUCGAUUCUUCUUACUCAACCUAUCAAAAUUGUAUGUUUGGCAAUAUUCUUUGCUUGUUUUUUUCGAAAUUCACAUGAUGAUAAAGAAGCAAGUCAAUUUAUAGAUGAGAAUCAGAUUGAUUUAGAUUAUGAUGAAGAAUAUCUUCAUUCAUUUGAGGGUGAUCUCUUAUUUCCUUCCCGAUCCUCAAAAACUAUAAAUCGUCUUAACGAAAGCGAAAUAGCUUAUGCUCGUGAACAACGUUUAAAAGAAAUCCAAAUGUGGUUAAUUAUUCAAGAAUUUGUCACUUAUUUGAUAUUUUUAAUAUUGAUUUGUGUAAUAACUUAUUCAAAUCGGGAACAAAAUAGUUUCUUUCAAGUUCAACAUUUACGAAAAUAUCUUUUGAAUACAAGACAAACCAAUUAUGAUUACACACAGAUUUCGACAAUAAAUGAAUAUUGGAAAUGGUUAGAAAAUAGUUUCGUUGAAAAUCUUCGUGCUCAGCAAUGGUAUAACGGUGAAAUUCCCCGAAAUUUGAAUGGAUAUCUAAAUGAUAAAUCUAAUCGAUUAAUCGGCUGGUCAAUAAUGAGACAAUUACGUAUAAAAUCAAAUUUCUGUUCUGAUCAACGUAUUAUUUCAACAUGUCACAAUGAUUAUAGUUUAUUUAAUGAAGAAAAACAAUCAUUUCAACCAGGAUGGAUUAAUCAAACAUCAACAACAGACGAACAAUAUAGUUCAUCAAUCAUCAAAGCAUUUAAAUAUUCCACCAGUGAAGAAUUAGAUACAUAUAUUUCAAUGGGUGAACAUGGGACAUAUAGUGGAAAUGGUUAUGUAUAUGAAUUUCGUGGUCGUUUGUCUGAUCUUCGAAGUAAUUUAUCCAAACUUCAUCAAUUAGGAUGGAUUGAUGAGCAAACAAGAGUGAUUUUUAUUCAAUUAACAUUAUAUAAUCCAAAUGUUCAAUUAUUUACUUCGGUUACUUUUCUUAUCGAAUUUUUAUCAACAGGUUCAAUAGCUCCAACAGCUCGUUUUGAGCCAAUUAAUUUCUACACAUUUACAUCAGUCUUACAAUUAAUUUCUACAAUUAUUUAUAUGGGUUUUAUCAUUUAUUUAAUGAUAAUCGAAAUUCGAUUAUUGUUUCGAUUAAAAUUAAAAUAUUUUCGUGGAUUUUGGUCAUGGAUUAACUUAGGAAUCAUUAGUUGUUCAUGGGGAAGUGUUGUAAUUUAUAUGUGGCGUUUUCAAGAAUUUAACCGUAUUAGUUCACUUUUCGAAGAAACGAAUGGAUAUGUUUAUGUUAAUUUGCAAUUUGCAGUUUAUGUCAAUGAUCUUUUAACAUUUCUUCUUAGUUUUUGUUGUUUUUUUGGAAUAAUUAAAUUCGUUCAUGUAAUUCGUUUUAAUCAACGUUUAUUAUUAUUUAUUCAAACACUUCAAUAUGCUGGCAAAGAACUUCUUUCAUUUUCAAUGAUGUUUUCAAUUGUAUUCGUGUCUUUUCUUUGGUUAUUUUAUUUAUCAUUUGUAUCAAGUAUUUCGUCGUGUUCAUCUGUAUUAGGAACUGCACAAAUGUUGUUUGAAAUGACAUUAAUGAAAUUUGAUACAGGUCAAUUAAUUGAAGCAAAUGCAUUUCUUGGUCCAUUUUUCUUUUUUCUCUUUAUCUUAUUGGUUGUAUUUGUUUGUUUGAGUAUGUUUCUUUCGAUUAUUAAUGAUAGUUUUCGUCGUGCACGAGAAAAUAGAUGUGAAGAUGAAGAGAUUUUAUCAUUUAUGGUAACGAAAUUUUUGCGUUGGACAGGUUUGAAAAAGGCAAGUGAGUCAGACAUUCAAGGAGAACGAGAUUCGCAAAUACGUUCACAAUACUUUGAUCCAAUUGAAAAUUUUCCUGAUAGAAUGGAUCAAUUAUGUGAGGCAAUCAAUAGACUUUACAUCAAUCAAAAAGCUGAACUAUCAAGAUUGAAAAAAACUGAAGUUUAG